AUGAAUUGGGAGUCGAAAGUGUAUUUCCUAACGUUGGUCCGAGACAAUCGCUACAAACUCUUUUCCCACCUGAACAAUCAGCUGAAUGACGCGGCCAAAGAGGAGAAUUGGCGGAUGAUCUUCGAACAGUGCGUUGCCUACGGCUGCAACGGGCUUCGGUCGGUCGAUUUCUUGCGAAAAACGACCUGGCAGAACCUGAGGCGUCGAUUUGAACACAAAUUCGAAAAGUCACUCAGUGAUCCGACUGUUGAGUUCGACCAGUUGGACGAGUUGAUCAGAGAGGCAUUGGGGCGUGGGAAUGAAAAACUACUCGACCGGUCGAUUUUUGAACAGUUCAAGUUGGAGAAUCUGGCUGAGAUUCAGAAUCACAGCCCCAAUAGUAUCUUUGCGCCACAUUUGGAUUUGAAUGCCAGUAGUUCAGAGGAAUCGACCCAAAUAACGACCAAUGACAUCCAUGACAAGAAGGAUGAGCUGCUGAUGAGUAUUGAAAGCUUGACCAAACAGGUGAGAAUGCCAUUUUUUGUUAAAGCUAUGGAAUAUUUUUGAUUUUCAUGACAUUUUUAUAAUUCACAAGACAUUUUUCUAACUUAUGUGACAUUUUAUUUCGAGAUAUUAAGUUGUCUCAUCAAAUUAUGACGGUUAUUCUGACUUUUUUUUUGAAAAAAUCCACAGGGGGGGGGGACCAAGCACAAUUUUUUAAUUUUUUUAAAAAUUUUGAUGAAAUUUUUUGAAAAUGCCAUUAUUUAUUGAAGCUAUGACAUUUUUCUAUCUAGCACAACACAUUAUGUUUUAAUUUAACGCUUUUUCAUCAAGUUUAUUACACUUUUUACAAAAACGUUUUGUUGAAAAAAGUCCACAGGGGGGACCAAGUUCGUCUUUUUUUUACAAAAAAAUCUUUGAAAAAUGCUAUUUUUUGUUAAAGCUAAAAAAUAUUUCUGGUUUUUAUGACAUUUUUCUUGCUUAAAUGAAUUAUUUAGGAUAUUGCAUUUAGGUAUGGCAUUUUUUCACAUUUUAAUUUGGAGGGACCUAGUUCGAAUUUGUCAAAUUUUUUAAAAUCAACAAAAUUUUUAAGUGUCACUUAAAUUUUUUUUAAAAAUGACAUUGUAUUGGAAAUGUCUAAACGUCUGAUGGUCCCUUUUUGCAGGAAUCAUCCUCAAUUUGGCCACUGCCAACUAACUGAAAUUGGUUGCCUAAAGGUUUUUGGGGGUUUCUUUUACCCUACCCUACCCUACCCUACCCUACCCUACCCUACCCUACCCUACCCUACCCUACCCUACCCUACCCUACCCUACCCUACCCUACCCUACUCUACUCUACUCUACCCUACCCUACCCUAUCCCCCCCCCUUUUUUUUAUAUAAUGACAAAGUAAUAUUGUGGGUCGCGCCUAAUCUAAAUUCAAAAGGGUGGGGGAGGGGGGAUGGGAGAGAGAAACAAGGCGACUGACUGUUUUUAGAAGAAAAAACGAUUUUUUGUCAAAAUAUUGUUUUCACACACCGUUUCAUCGCUUUACUGAAGGCAGCCGGCUGGUUCUCAAAACGGAUUCACAAAAUUUUGUUUGAAACUGCUUGAUUUGGGGGGGGGGAGUGUUUUUUUCAAUUUAUGAGGGUGUAGGAUGUCUUAUAUUUUAUUAAUUAUGGUUUAUUUAACUUGGAGGCACUGGGUUAUCUUCUUUUUGUUUAUUACAACGUGCGAUUGGAAGAACUUUUUUUUCCAAAAUGAAUAAUGGCAAAAACUUUCUUUACAAAACGAAAAAAUGGCAAGAACUUUUUUUCCAAGAUUUGAGAUUGCAAGAACUUUCUUUCGGAAACGAAAAAUGGCAAGUACUUUCUUUACACAGCGGAAAGUCUUAUUUAUCGUAUAACUUGUAUCCUGCAGGCUGCACCAGGCUUAAUUUUUGCCUUUUAUGUAAGAAAUGGCGAGAAUUUUGUUUACAGAAUGAAAAAUGGCAGGAACUUUAUUUACAGGACUUAAAAUAAUAAGAACUUUCUUUCCAAAUUAAAAAAUUACGAAGACUUUCUUUACAGAAUUUAAAAUGGCAAACACUUUCUUUACAAUGCAAAAAAUCUUGCCUAUCCUAUAACUUGUCACCUGCAGGCGCACCAGGCUUAAUUUUUGCUUUUUAUGUAAGAAAUGGCGAGAAUUUUGUUUACAGAAUAAAAAGUUGCAAGAACUUUCUUUACAAACUUUGCUUUUCUUGAGAUUUCUUAUCUUAUGAUCACUAUAUCCAAAUGACAUUAUUUAGCGUGUUCUUAGUUUCUUUACUAAUUCUUUAUUAUUUGAACGACCUAAAACAAUAUCUAAACCUCUAUUCUCUUCAGAUUCAACAACACAAAGAAGAGGUCGUGGACAGUUGCAACGAGGACCUCGAGGUUGACACUUCACCGCCGACGCUGCGAGUCGCGCCCAUCCCCACCCCGAACCCCGCAUUUUCGUCGUUGAAACGCCGCCGGCUGUCCCUAAUGAACGGUACCAGUAAUGUGGAGAAGAUGGAGUUGAACCAGUUGGAGCGUGAGAAGCUGAUCGCUCAGAUCAAAUGGCUAGAGGCUGAUACCGAGCUGAAGCUGGUGCAGAAGAGGAAUGCUGAGCUGGAGACGGAGAUGAAACAGCUACAGUACCUGAAACUACAGAAGGAAAGUCUGACUGAAAUGGGGCUGAUGUAG
Messenger RNA from Bursaphelenchus okinawaensis, 2662 nucleotides. The record is from the annotation of a GenBank genome assembly. Lineage: Eukaryota; Metazoa; Nematoda; Chromadorea; Rhabditida; Aphelenchoididae.